AUGAACCCCGCUACCUCAUCGCCGUCUCGAGCGUCAUUAGUCGUUCAGGGCAGUCCAUGUGCGUGUGAGAAGGAGCUCGUCUCGUUCAGACGUGUUUCUGUCGUGCUCAACACCGCACAGUUCAACCUUACCUCGCGUUGCCUCAUCUCCUCUGCGAGCUGCUUUGCCUCUUGGAGGUGCUCCGGUCGCGAGCUGCGGUCAUACAACGGAGAACAUUCGCAAAAGAUGUGA
Molecule: messenger RNA, 231 nt
Organism: Heterobasidion irregulare TC 32-1
Lineage: Eukaryota; Fungi; Basidiomycota; Agaricomycetes; Russulales; Bondarzewiaceae
Exons: 1
Coding region: 1-231 (76 amino acids)
Source: RefSeq, a predicted model, not a curated record